CGGCGGGAGCUGGGCCCAGCGGCGCGGGGACGGGCCGGCGGCGCCCGGGACGAGGCGAAGAUGCUGGAAGCGGAUCUGGUUUCCAAGAUGCUGCGCGCUGUUCUGCAGUCCCAUAAGAAUGGAAUAGCGUUACCCCGACUCCAGGGAGAGUACAGGUCCUUGACUGGAGACUGGAUCCCGUUCAAAAAGCUUGGGCACCCUACUCUAGAAUCCUACCUGAGGAGCGUGCCGGCUGUGGUCAGGAUAGAGACUGGUAGAUGUGGGGAGAUUACCUGCUACGCUGUGGCCUGCACAGAAACCGCAAGAAUUGCCCAGCUUGUGGCUCGUCAGAGAAGUUCUAAAAGGAAAACAGGGCGGCAAGUUAAUUGUCAAAUGAGAGUGAAAAAAGCCAUGCCGUUUUUCCUAGAAGGGAAACCCAAAGCCACCCUCAGACAACCAGGAUUCUCUUCAGAUUUCUCACUCAGCGAAAAGCCAACUCCAAUGCUGUUAAGAGAUAAAGGAAGCUCCCUUGGAAUUAAGUCUGACACGGAAUUGCCACCCUACAUGUUACACACGUCUCUCCGAAGUGAAAUAUUCAGAGAUGCUCCUGGACAGAGACAUGUGACCCUGUCCACCAACAACAGGUUCAGCCCAAAGACACCUCUCCCACAAGCUUUUCAGAUGCAUCUAUCCAGAACCUGUCCUAUGGAAAUGAGUGAUAAUUUAAAUCAGACUGUUGAAAAACCAAAUAUCACGCCUCCUGCCUCUUACACUUAUAAAAUGGAUGAGGUUCAAAACCGCAUAAAGGAAAUACUAAACAAGCAUAACAAUGGCAUUUGGAUAUCUAAGCUUCCACAUUUUUACAAAGAGUUAUAUAAAGAAGAACUUAAUCAAGGAAUUUUACAACAGUUUGAACACUGGCCUCAUAUUUGCACGGUGGAAAAGCCUUGCGGUGGUGGUCAAGAUUUACUUCUUUAUCCAGCUAAGAGAAAGCAGCUUUUGAAAAGUGAACUGGACAAUGAAAACAUGCAGCCAUCACCGCUGUCUCCUCCAAAACAAAAGCCAGCAUUAAAGGAGUGCCCAGGAGUCGUGCCAGGAGACUUUAAAGAGAAAGUUGCAGAGCUGCUGUGGAAAUACUCAAGCGGCCUUUGGGCCAGUGCGCUCCCGGAUGCGUUUGAGGACAUGUACAAAGUGAAAUUCCCCAAGGAAACCUUGAAAAAUCUCGCCUCGCUUUCUGAUGUAUGCACUGUAGACUACAUUUCUGGAAAUCCUCAGAAGGCCAUUCUCUAUGCUAAACUUCCAUUGCCGACUGACAAAAUCCUCAGUGACUCAGGGCAGGCACAUGGCGACUACGAUAUCGAGUCCAUGAUUGAACAAGAGUACCUGCAGAUGGAAGAAAGCCUCACUGAAAGCACCGAUGUCCUUAUGGAGGACAUCACGGUCCCUCCACUCACCAUUCCGACCGAGGCGUCCCCAUCUGUACUGGUGGUGGAACUGAGCAACACAAAUGAAGUGGUUAUCAGGUACGUAGGCAAGGACUACUCUGCUGCCCAGGAGCUCAUGGAGGACGAGAUGAAGGACUACUACAGUAAGAGCCCGAGGGAGACCCCAGUCCAGGCCGUGCACGUCGGGCAGCUGCUGGCCGUCCAUGCCGACGAGGACGCCUGGCUGCGGGCACAGAUCGUCUCCGUCGACGACAACAAGAUGAAGGUGUGCUAUGUUGACUAUGGAUUCAGUGAAUAUGUUGAAAAGAGCAAAGCCUACAAAUUGAACCCCAAGUUCUGUUCACUCUCAUUCCAAGCUACGAAGUGUAAACUGGCAGGGUUGGAAGCUCUAAGUGAUGAUCCUGAUUUGGUGAAGGUGGUUGAGUCUUUAACUUGUGGAAAGAUCUUUGCAGUGGAAAUACUUGAAAAAGCCGACAUCCCACUGGUGGUUCUGUACGAUACCUCUGGAGACGAUGACAUCAACAUCAACACCACCUGCCUGAAGGCCGUAUGUGACAAGUCGCUGGAGGUUCAUCUCCAGGUCGACGCCAUGUACACAAACGUCACGGUGACCAACAUCUGCUCUGACGGGACGCUCUACUGCCAGGUGCCCAGUAAGGGCCUCAGCAAGCUCAGCGACCUCCUGCACAAGAUCGAGGACUACUUCCACUGCAAGCACGUGACCUCCGAGUACUUCAUUUCAACGUCCUUCUGUGGGAAAAUCUGCCUCUUCCAUUGCAAAGGAAAAUGGUCACGAGUUGAGAUCACGAAUGUCCACAGCAGCCGGGCUCUGGAUCUUCAGUUCCUGGACACCGGCACGGUGACAUCUGUGAAAGUGUCGGAGCUCAGGGAAAUCCCACCUCGGUUUCUGCAAGAAAUGAUUGCAAUCCCACCACAGGCUGUGAAGUGCUGCCUGGCCGACCUUCCGCAGGCCGCUGGCAUGUGGACCCCGGACGCUGUCCUUUGGCUGAGAGACGCUGUUUUGAAUUGCUCGGACUGUAGCAUUAAGGUUACAAAAGUGGAUGAAAGCAAAGGGAUCGCACAUAUCUAUCUGUUCACCCCCAAGAACUUCCCGGAUCCUCAUCGCAGUAUUAACCGCCAGAUUACCAACGCCGACCUGUGGAAGCACCAGAAGGAUGUGUUUUUGGGCGCGGUGGCCAGUGGUGCGCCCAGUGGCAGGAGUGGCCCCAGCACCACGCCCGGCCUGGCCGCUGGUGACAGCUUCUGCAGGAGCCUUCCCGAGAUGGCGCAGAAGGCCGCGGGCAGCCACGGCAGGUCCCUCGCCCAGGCACUGCCACUGCCGGUGCCCCUGUCCAAGCCCGGGGAGCACAUGGAUGUGUACGUGCCUGUGGCCUGCCACCCUGGCUACUUCAUCAUCCAGCCCUGGCAGGAGAUCCACAAGCUGGAAGUUCUGAUGGAAGAGAUGAUUCUCUACUACAGCGUGUCCGAGGAGCGCCACAUAGCAGUGGAGAAGGACCAAGUGUAUGCCGCCAAAGUGGAAAAUAAGUGGCACAGGGUGCUUUUAAAAGGAGUCUUGACCAAUGGACUGGUAUCUGUUUAUGAGCUGGACUACGGCAAGCACGAAUUGGUCAAUAUAAGAAAAGUACAGCCCCUGGUGGACAUGUUCCGAAAGCUGCCAUUCCAAGCCGUCAGCGCUCAGCUUGCAGGAGUGAAGUGCAGCCAGUGGUCCGAAGAGGCCUCGAUGGUGUUUCGAAAUCAUGUGGAGAAGAAACCUUUGGUGGCAUUGGUGCAGACGGUCAUUGAAAAUGCCAAUGCUUGGGACCGGAAAGUGGUGGUGUACUUGGUGGACACAUCGCUCCCAGACACUGACAUCUGGGUUCAUGAUUUCAUGUCAGAGUAUCUGGUGGAGCUUUCAAAAAUUAACUAAUCACUGCUUCUGAGACCUCAGCAACUCAUUCAGAUUUUUUUUUAGCAAUAACACAAUGUAGUGGGCUUUAAAAAACAAAAUCUUAUCUCUGCUACAUGGCUCAGACGAUUGCGGGGAUUGAAGAGAAUAUGCUUAUGUUUGAUGAGAGAUAUUUAACAAGUUUUGUUUUAACAGAGUUGACUUUUCAAAGAAAAUUGCACUUGAAUUAUUACUAUAAUAUUAGAAUAAAGAUGUUUAUUGAUGUAAA
Messenger RNA from Choloepus didactylus (southern two-toed sloth), 3598 nucleotides. RefSeq names its product tudor domain containing 7 (gene TDRD7). The transcript has 17 exons. The record is from RefSeq and is a predicted model, not a curated record. The coding region runs from base 61 to 3351 and encodes 1096 amino acids. NCBI's taxonomy places the organism in Eukaryota, Metazoa, Chordata, Mammalia, Pilosa, Megalonychidae. Gene Ontology annotation, biological process: lens fiber cell differentiation; spermatogenesis; lens morphogenesis in camera-type eye.